This is a messenger RNA of Bradysia coprophila, 3331 nucleotides long. Its product is annotated as WD repeat-containing protein 44. Lineage: Eukaryota; Metazoa; Arthropoda; Insecta; Diptera; Sciaridae. Gene Ontology annotation, molecular function: protein binding. The record is from RefSeq and is a predicted model, not a curated record.
AAUGGUAUAUAUACAUUUGACGUUUUGUUGCGAAAUAUUUUCUUGGAAAACAUGAUAGUCAGGAUUAAAAUUGUAAUGUAAAUCGGAUAAAUGUAAACAAAUCGGAUAAAAUAUUAUUUAAAACAAUGAAGAACUCCAGCGAUUCCGAGGAGGAAUUUUUCGAUGCAGAAGAGGACACGCCAAACCGUUUUAUGAAAAAACGGUCGCCAAAAACUCAAUUGGGUGAAGGUUUUGUGUUUCCCGAUGCCAACAAAACAAUCGAUGAAGUGGAACUCCAGAAACCAUUAAGAUCGCAUACAAAUCAGUCCAGUCAGGAUCAUGAAUUUGUGGAACCCAAAAUGUCCGGUAGACAACGUUUUCGUGACUUACGUCAAUGCAUGCAAAAUGAUGAGGAUGAAAAUCCUGGAAAUACGUUGACGCCUGACUCGCAGAACAGCUCAGUUGAAGGUGUAUUCACGCAACCCAGACCGACACAUCCAUUUCGUAUAAUCGAAAAUGAUGCAAUCAGUAUUCACAGCAUGACAUCGUUGGGUCGCGUCGGUCGUAUUCUAGCCGGAAGUGUGGAUGUGUCCAAUAUUAGCAUUGAAAAGGAAUCCUCUCAGUCAACAGCAUCGUCAAACGCACCACAGUCAAUGAAUCCGUCAACCGGUUCAAAUUCACCUGAAGCCAAGAAACCGGAUGACAAUGCGACGAAAGAAGAUAAUCGUGAUUCACCCGUACCAUUAGCCGUCGAUAGUAAUAACAUAGUAUUUCAAGAACCGGACGUUAUAGCCAGCACAAAAUUAGCUCAUUCGAAAACCACUGACAGUUUGACGUCGGCGGGUCCUAUUGCUCCACCACGUCGGAAGAAGAAAACGCGCAAGCUAUCCACCAGUUCAUCGGAACAGUUUAAUAUAAACGAAGGAUUCAAACUGCCCCCAGUAGAUAAUCAAGAGAAACUCGUCGUACAAUUACCUACCAAAUAUGACGCAUCCAAUACAACUGAAACUACUUCGCUCGUUAGUCCGGCAACAGCGGCAAUUGAAUCGCUGACACGCGAAAUUGAAAAUUCUUUCACCGAGGCAACACUUUCGCUGAAAAGUCAGUCCAGUGGAUCGAUGGGUCGAAUUUCUCACUCGCUGGGGAAUUCGUCCACUUCCGUUUACUCGAAACCCAGCCCAUCAAAUAGCUCCAAGAGUAAUUCAGCGCCGGGCAGAGUAGCUAGCACAAUUGAUCCGAAUCAAGGUUUGAAUCUGUAUAAGGCGACCAGGGGCCAAUAUGUGGUCAAGCCACAGGAUGAUGCAGCAAAUAAGGCAGAAGGACCAUCAAAAGAAGAAAUGGAACGAAUUGAUCGUAUUCGAGCCGAAAUACUCGGUACGAAUUCUAAGGAGCGGUUAAAUUUCGCUGGAACGGGAACGAAUAGUCUUGGCAGUGGUAUGCGAUAUGCACCAAUUAUUUCUAGUUUCCAGCAAGCUAAAGAGAGACGAAAAUCUGCAGGCGACGAAGAUAUACUAAAGCAACUGAAUAUUUAUGUGCGAACUCGAACCGAUUCUGGAAAACAGUUGACAGACUUUGAAAUACUCGAACAAGUGCCGGUUAAGAAUUUAGAUACUGGCGAAAAGAUUCCGUUGUCAGCCGUUAAACCGCCACCACCACCAGACGGAUGGAAUCCACUGUCUUUGCACAUCCAUAAAUUGACUAGUCACUUGGAGCCACCAUUGGAAAAAGAAUCGGAUGAAGAAAGUGUUAUUGGCAUACCACCCGAAACUGAACCGCCUCAAAUGGAUGAGGACGAAGGGGACAAUGAAGAUGGCGGCAGAUUGAGAAAGAAAACUGCUCGACUAAAGCGAUUCAUUGGGUCAACAAUGAGAAAAACCGUUGACAAAGCCAAGUCCAUUGCGUCGGAGGUAUCGCAUGCACGACAUAAGGAAGAUGUGGCCGAUAUUAUCGAUGUGGUCAAUCCAGAACAAAACAUUAAAAUCAAAGCGUCCAGCACAAAUAAGGGACCGUAUGAAUUCACGAAAUUGCAACACGUUCAAGACCUCUCCGGUGAACACACCGGCGCUGUGUGGUGCAUGAAAUUUAGCUCGUGCGGACGAUUGUUGGCUACGGCCGGUCAGGAUCGGGUUUUACGAAUUUGGGUACUCAAAGACGCCUAUCCGUUUUUCCAAGACAUGCGCAACAAAUACAAUGCUGAUCAAAAGGCGUCACCGACGCCCUCACAAGAAUCGCUCGUGUCACACAAUUCGGCGGAAGAAGCAAUUGCGUUACAGACGGCCGCCGACCAAUCAUCCGGACCGUUUAUGCCAAAAGCUUUUUGCUCGUACACCGGGCACACAUCUGACUUACUCGAUGUGUCGUGGUCGAAGAACUAUUUCAUCCUGUCAAGCUCAAUGGAUAAAACCGUACGUUUGUGGCACAUUUCUCGCCGUGAAUGCUUAUGCUGUUUCCAGCACAUUGAUUUUGUAACAGCCAUAGCAUUUCAUCCGCGUGACGAUCGUUACUUUUUGAGCGGAAGUCUCGAUGGUAAAUUACGGUUAUGGAAUAUACCGGACAAGAAGGUCGCACUGUGGAACGAGGUGGACGGACAAACAAAACUAAUAACGGCAGCUAACUUUUGUCAGAAUGGAAAAUUCGCUGUGGUCGGAUCGUACGACGGUCGUUGCUUGUUUUACAAUACCGAUCAGUUGAAGUAUCACACACAAAUCCAUGUACGAUCGACGCGAGGUCGCAAUAAAACGGGCCGCAAAAUCAGUGGCAUUGAACCGAUGCCGGGCGAAGAUAAAAUUUUGGUCACAUCAAACGAUAGUCGGGUGCGGCUGUAUGAUUUGCGUGAUUUGAAUUUGAGUUGUAAAUAUAAAGGCUAUUCUAACGUGUCAUCCCAAAUCAAAGCAUCGUUUAGUCACGAUGGGAAGUAUAUUAUUGCCGGUUCGGAGAAUCAAUGUAUUUAUAUUUGGAAAACGAACCACGACUACUCCAAACUGAGUUCGGUUCGACGGGAUCGUAGUGAUUUUUGGGAAGGUAUUAAAGCACACAACGCAACUGUUACCUGUGCAAUAUUUGCACCUCAUCCGGAGGCCAUAAUCAAGUCCGAACCAGACGAUGAUGAUAUAUCUAGAGUUAGUAAUCCAACGCCCACCACAACGGAUCCAAUGGUUGAGCAGCGAAAGAAGAGUUGCGGAUAUGUGCUAAUCAGUGCGGAUUUUAAUGGUGCGAUCAAAGUAUUCGUCAAUAAAACAAAACCGAAGCACAGCAGUCUGCCCUAUACGGCCAUUCUGGACGAUUAGAUUUUAUUGAAAUUGAAGUGACGGAAAAUCGAACCAGUAUAUACAGGCUUGAUGGGCGUUUCCUU